AUGACCGCAGCUAGCGGAGGAACAGGCUCCAGCCUGGCACGCGCAAUCAUCAUUGUCACAGGUGUCUCGGCCUUGGUUUCCUCGCUCUUGUCUUUUGUCAAAAACUACCGGAAACCCUUGCUUCAACGCUACGUGGUGCGCAUAUUGUUGAUGGUCCCGAUUUACGCAGUAUCAUCAUGGACGAGCAUCGUGUCGCUAACGGCAGCUCAAUUUCUGGAUCCUGUUCGUGACAUCUACGAGGCAUUCACCAUCUAUACCUUCUUCCAGCUCCUCAUCAAUUUCCUCGGUGGCGAGCGGGCCGUGAUUAUCAUGGCCCACGGCCGCCCUCCUAUCUCCCAUGCCUGGCCUCUCAAUCACUUCCUACCAAAGAUUGACGUCUCCGAUCCACAUACAUUUCUCGCUGUCAAACGUGGUAUCCUGCAGUAUGCUUGGUUGAAGCCCAUUCUAGCUCUUGCCUCCAUCAUAAUGAAGGCAACCGACACAUACCAGGAGGGCUAUAUUGGGCUAAGCUCUGGAUACCUCUGGACAGGGAUCAUAUAUAAUGUUAGCGUCACGAUCAGUCUCUACUCCUUGGCCAUGUUCUGGGUGUGUCUACAUGACGAUCUCACGCCAUUCCGCCCAAUCCCCAAAUUUCUCUGCAUCAAACUCAUUAUCUUUGCUUCAUACUGGCAAGGCUUCUUCCUGUCGAUCCUGCAGUGGCUAGGAGCACUUGGCAAUGUUGCUGGGUACACCCCUGACAACCUCGCGGCGGCCAUUCAGGACAGUCUUAUUUGUUUUGAGAUGCCAUUUUUCGCUAUGGCUCACUGGUAUGCAUUUUCGUGGCAUGACUAUGCGGACCCGACCAUUUCAGCUGCACGCAUGCCCGUAAAAUACGCGCUGCGCGACGCGUUUGGCGUGCGAGAUUUGAUUGAAGACACCAAGCUCACUAUUCGCGGUAAGAAUUACGGAUACCGACUCUUUGACUCCGGUGAUAAUAUCAUCCCUCAUGAGGAGUCCGAGUCGCGGGUCAAGCGAGUAAUGGACGGCAUGAGCCAACAGCCGCACCCCCUACUGAGUGGCGAGCCCAGUGAGAGCGGCCCCAGAAGUAAACGGCCCAGUCAAACCUCGAGAGAGCGAUUCCGAUCUUAUAGCGAAAUCGAUGAAACCGCAAUGGACGAUGAGGAUGAGCGACUAUUUCUCAAUGCUCGCGCACUGGAAUUUGGAGAUUGGAAUUACCCGGUGAUUACCGCCAACGAGGUGCCAAGGGAUCAACGGUUGUUACCCUCGCGAAGAAAUCAAGAUUCAAACCGAGGGGCAGAUGUCAAAAAGGCCCGUAGGCACAGGAAGAGUCGCACGUCAGAAAGUGAGAGCCGGCAAAGUCCCAAGUCGAAGUCCAAUAAGCCUGGCCCGAGCUCGGCGACUCCCGGUCCCUUGCAGCGAAACGUCAGCUCCACUGGCUCCAGCGGUACGCAGCGCAGCCAGCUGGUUGACCUUGUUGUGGAGAACACAGAGGCUGAAGAAGAAGAUCGAGCUCAAAUACAGAGAGAAUACGGGUCUGCCUGGGCAGAACCUGAACCUCGACGAUUCGCAAGACCCUCCGGAGAGCCAAUCGAAGAGGAGACUGAAGCCGAAUCAACACUGCCCGAGUCUAAUCAUGACGAAGAUCGGCCUAAAUGGGCCUACGACGACUUAGAGCAGGACAAUGUAUGGGGCAAGUAG
Penicillium coprophilum is the source of this 1698-nucleotide messenger RNA. RefSeq names its product OSTA/TMEM184 family protein. Gene Ontology annotation, biological process: transport. The record is from RefSeq and is a predicted model, not a curated record. The transcript is spliced from 7 exons. The coding region runs from base 1 to 1698 and encodes 565 amino acids. Gene Ontology annotation, molecular function: transporter activity. NCBI's taxonomy places the organism in Eukaryota, Fungi, Ascomycota, Eurotiomycetes, Eurotiales, Aspergillaceae.